Messenger RNA from Drosophila bipectinata, 1708 nucleotides. The record is from RefSeq and is a predicted model, not a curated record. NCBI's taxonomy places the organism in Eukaryota, Metazoa, Arthropoda, Insecta, Diptera, Drosophilidae.
UGGACACAUAGGCGCUAUUAGAUGAAGGAUCCUCCGUCACGAUGAUCGACGAUGAGCUACGGAGGGAUCUGGGAGUGCAAGGCGAACGUCGACAACUGAACAUCCAAUGGUUUGGAGGAAGAGCAAGCAGGGAGCCUACCAACGUGGUGAGCCUGGAGAUCAGUGGAGCUGGGAAGCUCACUCGUCACCCGUUGAGGAACGUGUACGCCGUUUCGAGCCUGAGUCUGCCGAUGCAGACGUUAUGUCGACGAGAUGUCCAGGGCGUUCAUAAGGAUUCGCGACUGCCGAUGAAGCCUUACAGCAACGUGGUGCCGAAGUUGCUCAUCGGACUGGACCAUGGACAUUUGGGAUUGCCACUUAGGACGAAGCGGUUUGCCAGAGAGGGACCGUUCGUGGCCGCAACCGAGCUUGGAUGGGUUGUGUUUGGGCCAGUAAGUGGACAAUUAACUACGCCGUCACCGAGGUCCUGCCUUCUAGCCGUGUCAGUGGAGGACACGAUGGAAAAGAUGGUGGAGGACUACGUCGAGAUGGAAGGCUUUGGUGUGAAGCUCGCGCAACCGGUCGCAGCCAGCGACGACGCGCGGGCCCAAAGGAUCCUCGACGACACCACGGUGAAAGUGGGGCGUCGCGACCAGACGGGAUUGCUCUGGAAGGAGGACCACGCUGUGCUGCCACGGAGCUACGAGAUGGCACACAGACGGCUGAUCAACGUCGAGAAGUUGAAGCGCAACGGGCCGUUGGCGCUAGGAUACGUUCGGAUCAUCAAGGACGUGUCCAAAGGAUAUGCGAGGAAAUUGCAGCCGGAUGAGGUCGCGGUGAAGAGCGACAAGCUAUGGAAUUUGCCACGAUUCGGUGUCGAAACCCCGAACAAGCCCGGUGAGGUCCGGCUUGUGUUUAAUACUGCAGCCAAGGUUGGAGAUCGAUGUUCCCAACGAUUCCUUUGGAGAGAUGGUAACGACGAUCGAGACCCGGAUGUGUACGAGGUGAGCAAGAACUUCGUGGGAGCCGACAAGGAGGCCAGACGAUUUGGAGACGCGUUCGAGACGGAGAGGAUACAGAGGCGGAGUAUGGGAGCAGAUGGUGCAUUGCGUCAAGCGAGUGCUGCGCCAUACCCUGGAAGAAGUCGCGCCGAGGGACCAUGUGGAGUCCCACCAUGGAGUACCUGCCUACGCUUGUGCGCCGCGAGAAGUGGUGCCAGGGAACGGAGCCCAUCCGCCAGGGCGAUAUGGUCUUCGUCUGCGAUCCUGCCUUGCCCAGACGAGAGUGGCGCAAGGGCAUCGUGGAGGAGGUCUACAGCGGAGCCGAUGGAGAUGGAUGGAGCUAAUGGACUAUCUUGGACAAUGUUGCGGCCCGUCUCUAAACUUGGAGUUUGGAUUUGAGUGAAGCGGGUCUUCACGGGGUCGGGGAUGUCGACGGUCAAAAACAUUGUUAUCGAUAGUUAAGUCAGUAUUAUUAGGAAAUGUAGUAUUUUAAGUUGUCGGAAUUACGGGCCUACUAAUAGCGGUAGUGUGAAUGCCGCCAAAAAGUGCCAUUCAUUGUUUUGUUGAUUGUAGGAGGGCACACUGCGAAUAAAACGUUCCGUUAGCCACAGCCAAGGCCUUUGAAGUACCCCUUUCUUCGGACCUACGCGUGUGGGGAGCCGUUUAAGGCAACUCCACAUGACACAAAACAACAGCUUUUAUUCGCAGUCCUAGGGAGACUGCAAGCC